AUGACGACAGGUAGCAGAGGCAGGUCCAUCGGACCAACAAUUUGUCAUGGUCCUAAAUCCGAACCAGGUCCCUCCUUCUACUACGCCCUCUGCAGAUGCAGCGACGACAUCGACAAUGCCCGUGAUGGGUUGUUCCUCCAAUGCUUCCGGGUAGGAUUUCCCUCCACCAUCGCCCGUUUGCACCAAACCCCAAUACUUGUACACAGGAUAUAUCCGAGGUCAUUAAGUCCAUGUAUGACCGCCCGUGGCCGACCUACACACAGAUCUCGGCUGAAACCAGAGAGCAUUGGUUUUAAAAGUGGACGGAAUAUUUAUGACCACCGGGUCAUCAAAGUAUACGGGUGGGUUGGCGACCUUCAUAAAGACGAAGACCAGACUGUUCAGCUGAAAGGCAGAGGGGAGUCAGACCUAAGAAGUGUGAGAAGCUCUCAAGCAAGUGCCUCUGCCAAAUCUUGGGACAGAUUAGCAAAUCCACAAGAACAAAUGGGGGAGAGACAAGUGGCAAGACAAGAAGGGCAAGAUCAAGAUAAAGGGGCUGAUGUUUAUGGAGUGAAUGGUGAGAAGCACAGUAACAUCUUUGGUUCAAAAGAUGAUGGGACAGCAAAUCACAAAAAAGAAAAGAAGGAAGAGGCUACCCCACAAAACCAGCAGGCCAGUGAGUCAGUAUCAAUGGGAAACGUGAAGGAGGCCAAAGGAAAAGACAAGGCAGAAUACAACGUGGAAGAGAGCAACAGGAUUCCUAGGAAGCAUAAAGAAAGAAGUGGGCCAAGCAUAAGAAGAACAUUCAUUACAGAAAGAGGGGCAUGGCCUUUCACUAACCAGGGGCCCAAUAGAAAUAGACAACAGGCUAGAAGUGGGCCAAUUGAAGAAGAAAGGAACCUUACCAUUAGAGAAUUAUUGAAGGAGUUCAACAAAAACAUGGUGGAAGAAAAAAGGAAGAAAAUCAUAGAAGAAGGAGAAGAGGAGGCCCACCAGAGAAACAAAAUGGACAUAGAUGGAUUAAUGAAACAAUAUAAAAUAAAUGAAAGAGAGUCAGAACAGAAAGGCAAGCAGAUAGUCACUGAGAGCGAAGGAGGUUUCUAUUACGUAGAACUAGCAGAAGAAGAAGAGGAAAUAGAGCAGAAGAACAGCAAAGCAAUUGUAGUAGCCAGAGAAUACGAAACAGAACUUGUUCAAAGAAUGGAGAGAAAAUUACAGCUUAAAAGAGGAAGAGAAGAGAACCCACUGGAGCAGACUGCAGGAUUGGGGAUGGAAGAAGAGGAAGCCACGCAGAUGUGGAGGGCCAACAAGAAGAACAAAUGGAGCAGAAAAGAAACAGAAGAAGGAGCUCAUGAGGAAGGACCACAAAUCAGACUUGACUUGGAAGACUCAAUGGCUGAGGAGGCGGGCCUACACAUGCCCCCAACUCAACCAUGA
Arachis duranensis is the source of this 1416-nucleotide messenger RNA. RefSeq lists its product as uncharacterized. Bases 1 to 1416 code for a protein of 471 amino acids. The record is from RefSeq and is a predicted model, not a curated record. NCBI's taxonomy places the organism in Eukaryota, Viridiplantae, Streptophyta, Magnoliopsida, Fabales, Fabaceae. The transcript has 5 exons.